CACGCCUCGACUCCCUCUCCCUCUCCCUCCUCUCCGCUGUGCUCGACGACGCUCUCGCAUCUCGCACGCUUAGACUCACUCCCGCGACGUCACGAUUACUGCUCCGCACCAUCCCAGCCGGCGUCGAGCAACAUACAUAUCUCCAUCACUCGGGAACCACGGCCACACUUCCCAUUCCGCCUUUCUCGUACGCUGUCAAGGCCAUCCCACACCCACACCCACACCCACACGCACGUACGCACGAGGACGAUCAGAAGGAGUGGUAGACCCGUAGGUUGCUGCAGAUAUGGGCAACUGUGUUUCGAACUCGGAGGACCGAGAGGCGAAGGCGCGGUCGGACGCGAUAGACAGGCAGAUCGAGGAGGACCAGAAGAAGUUCAAGAAGGAGUGCAAGAUCCUGCUGCUUGGUUCAGGCGAAUCGGGUAAAACGACGAUCGUGAAGCAGAUGAAGAUCAUCCACCAGAACGGAUACUCACAGACAGAGCUCCUCGCCUUUCGCCCGCUCAUCUGGAAGAACCUGCUCGAGAGCUCCCACGACGUCAUCAACGGCCUCUCCAAGGUCGGCAUGGAAUGUUCAAACCAGGACAACAAGAACAACGUCGGCGUCAUCCAGGCGUAUGAGCUCCAGCCUACAGAUCCUGCCUUCACCUUCAACCCAGAUAUCGCAAAAGCAAUCAAAGACCUCUGGGGCGACGCCGUCAUCCCAAAACUGAUGGAGCGUUCGUCCGACUUUUAUUUGAUGGAUAAUGCUUCGUAUUUCUUCGCAGAAUCAGACCGGAUAUCGGCUCCGGGAUACAUCCCGACGCCAGAAGACGUGUUACGAGCACGAGCGCAGACGACGGGUAUCACGGAGACGCGGUUCAACAUGGGCGAAUUGUCAAUACACAUGUUCGACGUCGGCGGGCAGCGAUCCGAACGGAAGAAGUGGAUCCACUCGUUCGAGAGCGUGACGUCCAUCAUCUUUUGCACUGCGCUUUCUGAGUACGAUCAGGUGUUGUUGGAGGAGAAGAAUCGGAACCGGAUGGUCGAGUCGCUAGCGCUCUUCGAGUCCGUCAUCAACUCGCGAUGGUUCCUUAGAACAUCAAUCAUACUCUUUUUGAACAAGAUCGAUGUGUUUCGGCAUAAACUGCCAAAGGUCCCACUAGAACGAUAUUUCCCGGAAUAUUCGGGCGGGGCGGACGUGAAUAAGGGGGCGAAGUAUAUCCUCUGGAGGUUCAUGCAGGCGAACAGGGCGAGGUUGAGCGUUUAUCCACACAUAACACAAGCAACCGAUACCUCGAACAUCAGACUGGUGUUCGUCACGGUGAAAGAAACGAUCCUACAUAACGCACUCAAGGAAUCAGGAAUUCUAUAGCCCUCGGCUCCCUCUCGUCUUCCGCGCCUUCUUUCUCUUCUUCUCCUGGCCUCUCUUCAUUCCUGGUUCCUUGUCUCGUUCUCUUCUUUCACUUUCGGUCUCACCUCUGUUCUGUGCUCAGUCUCGUUUUGUCCACAAGUCACUCGUUCGCCUCGCUGUUGUAGCACUGCUGUCUCACGUCCACGCCCAGGUUCACGUCCACAUGUUCCACGUUCUACAUCAUGAUCAUCUCGUCCCUCCAUCUUCCGAAUGCAUACAUAUCAUCAGCCCGUCAUCGUCGUCAUUCCUUCACAUCUCCCACACGGCGGCCGUGUGUGCGCCAUCCGCGUCCGCCGCAUCGCAUUCCUCUGUCAUGUACAUCGCUCACCGGCUUAGGCUCAGCCUCCCCUGCGCCAUCCCGUCGCUACUCAUACUUGUCGUACUAUGGAUCCAUCCACCUUUUAUUACAACUUUUUCCCCUUUGGUUGACUGGCUUGAUCUUCUUUUUCCGUUUUCCGUCUCUCGAUUUAUCGUUACUUUUUACUUUUGUCUCUGCCUCAUCAUCCCGCUUUUUCUUAUCUGGUUCUUGUCGGUUUGUCUGCAUCGGAGAAGAAGGGAGAAUGAACCGUUUGCCGUCGUCGCCGAACUUGUUAUAUUCCCACAUCAAUUGAUUGAUUUUACCCUACUCGUCCACUACAUAUCCCUACCACCCCAUCUUUUGCAUCGUUCCCCUCCCUACUACCCCUACGUAUAUUACCCAACCCUUUUCAUCUCGCCUCCUCAUCUCCUCAUCUCCGCUCCUGUCUCCGUUUUCAUCUCUCCUGUUCCUGUUCCGGCUGCAAUCGUAAAUUACCCUCACGUUCCACUCCAUCUCCAUCUCGUCUCGUCUCAUUUCCCUUCUCUCUCCGAACUUCUCUAGCGCCACACACAUCCCCGUUCUGUCUUUUCGUCGUGUUUGCGCGUCGAGCUUUUUUUCAGCAAUCGACAUCGUUUAUUUUUGUCUUUUACGCUUCGGGCCUUGAAGCUCGGCUUGGCUAGGUUUCAUAUAUCUAUUCUAUUCCUCCUUUCCUUUCCCUUUCCUUACCUUUCACGCUUCUCUCUACGCUCCUCUGAAUCCCGUUCACGUUGUGGUGUCGCGUUCCGAGUCUGCCGAUACUCCUGUUCGUGUUCAUGUUUCGUUGAAUCGAGCCGUGUUGAAGUGAAAUUCAAUCGAUAACGUUGUCGAUU
Molecule: messenger RNA, 2560 nt
Organism: Stereum hirsutum FP-91666 SS1
Lineage: Eukaryota; Fungi; Basidiomycota; Agaricomycetes; Russulales; Stereaceae
Product: G-protein alpha subunit
Exons: 9
Coding region: 287-1354 (355 amino acids)
Biological process (GO): adenylate cyclase-activating G protein-coupled receptor signaling pathway
Cellular component (GO): heterotrimeric G-protein complex
Molecular function (GO): G protein-coupled receptor binding; GTP binding; GTPase activity
Source: RefSeq, a predicted model, not a curated record